AUGGCCGGGGGCUGGUGGGCGAAGGCGCAGGCGGGGGGGAUGCUGCUGGCUCUCCUCGGGUGGGUCAGCUCUUGCGUCACCACCUUUGUGCCGCUCUGGAAGAACCUCAACCUGGACCUGAACGAGCUGGAGGUCUGGAACAUGGGGCUCUGGCAGGUCUGCAUCACCCAGGAGGAGGGGGUGGUCGAGUGCCAAGCCCACGGCUCCUUCCUGGCGCUGCCCCCUGAGCUGCGCAUCUCUCGCCUCCUGAUGUGCGUCUCCAACGGGCUGGGGCUGCUGGGUUGCCUCCUCGCCACCCUGGGGCUGGACAGCUGGAGAGCCUGCGAGGACAAACCCGGGCAAAAGCAGCGUCUCCUGCUCGCCGGGGGAGCGGUGCUUGGCACCGCGGGGAUUACCACCCUGGUGCCGGUCUCCUGGGUCGCCUACAACACCGUCCUCGACUUCUGGGAUGAGACCGUCCCCGACAUCGUGCCCCGGUGGGAGUUUGGGGAGGCCACCUUCCUGGGGUGGUUUGCCGGAGCCUUCCUCGCAGCUAGUGGGCUGCUCCUCGCCUGCAGCGCCCGCUCCACGAGCACCGCGACACCACCGGCCCCUGCCUGCCGCCAGUCUCCAGCCCCGCGGGGUCCGGGCGGGGGCCACCACCCACACCCCAAAAUCGCAGACCUGGUCAUCUAGGGCCUCGCAGUGCCCUGCGUGCCUCAUGGCUCUUCCCCCGGCAGGGAGGGGUCCUGCAGGGAGGGCUCCUGCACGUUCCACAGGAUGAUUUGCUAAUUGCUACG
This is a messenger RNA of Myiozetetes cayanensis, 779 nucleotides long. RefSeq names its product claudin 25 (gene CLDN25). The record is from RefSeq and is a predicted model, not a curated record. Gene Ontology annotation, cellular component: bicellular tight junction; plasma membrane. Gene Ontology annotation, biological process: bicellular tight junction assembly; cell adhesion. Gene Ontology annotation, molecular function: structural molecule activity. NCBI's taxonomy places the organism in Eukaryota, Metazoa, Chordata, Aves, Passeriformes, Tyrannidae.